This is a messenger RNA of Periophthalmus magnuspinnatus, 2859 nucleotides long. RefSeq names its product toll-like receptor 13. Gene Ontology annotation, biological process: immune response; toll-like receptor signaling pathway; inflammatory response. The record is from RefSeq and is a predicted model, not a curated record. NCBI's taxonomy places the organism in Eukaryota, Metazoa, Chordata, Actinopteri, Gobiiformes, Gobiidae. Gene Ontology annotation, cellular component: membrane. Gene Ontology annotation, molecular function: transmembrane signaling receptor activity; protein binding.
AUGGAUCUUAAAUCAAAACAUCUGAGAUUUGCCACCCGAGAGCUGAUGAUCCUUCUGCUCCUGUGUGACUGUGUCCUCAUUGCCAAAGCAUACAGUGUCAAGAACUGUUACAUUUAUAACAACAAAGCCUUUUGCUCCAAACAGAAACUCAGCCAGAUUCCCACUGGCAUCCCUCCUUCUGUAAAAAGCAUUGACCUGAGCCUCAAUGCAUUUAGAAAAAUACAAGUGUUAAACUUCACAAACUUCCCCAAUUUAACAACACUGAACUUGAAACACAACUCUAUUUCAUAUAUUGGCAAAGGUACCUUUUCUCAGUUACUCUCCCUAAACCUGCUAAUACUGAACACAAAUAAGAUUGAGCACCUUGAAGAUGAUGUGUUUGACGGUUUGUUCAAUCUCACAGAGUUACUUCUGGGUUUUAAUCGUAUUCAAACAGUGGCUCCAAAUGCCUUCAGAUCACUGAGCAGCCUCAAGAUCCUGGAACUGUCCAAGAACCAACUGCAAAGCAUUGGCCUCCUUUGUGGCAUCAUACAGCACACGCCACAGCUGAAAAACCUGCAGAUUCGAGGAAAUGGGAUAAAAACUUUCAAGUCAAACGAUUUAACAAACAGCUCAAUCGACAUUACAUACUUAGACUUGUCUGAAAAUCCACUUGAGACGUUUGAGGUUUCAGCUGCUGUGUUUCCCAUGCUGUCCAGUCUGAACCUUGGGAGUCCAUCAAGAAAACUCAAUCUGACGUGGGCCGUGCAGAAGCAAACUGUGCUAGAGAAUGUGACCUCUCUGGAGCUCACUGGGGUACAACUCUCCUCUGGCAGCGAAUGGACAAGAUUAUUUUCAUCGUUCAACUCCUCCUUGACUUUCUUGAAGCUAAACUGCAUGAAAUAUAAGCUUAGGUUCCUCAUCAGUGUUUCAUGCUCCAUCCCCACUGUGUCACAGCUUCAACUGCAGAGCAACAAACUCACGUUCAUCAGCUCAUCUUUGUUCCAAAAGUGCCGUAAUGUGACUGGCAUCGAUCUGGAGGAAAACAAAAUUAAAAACAUCGACAAUGGCUCUUUUGACGCUCUUCAUCUGUUACAAGUCCUGAGCAUCAAACGUAACAGGCUCCCAAGUGUCCCAUUUGCAACGCGAAAUCUGCGUUCACUUCAGAAACUUGAUCUUAGCUUCAACUUGAUCAAAACUCUGGAGUGUCAGGAUUUUGCUCAGCUGACGAAUUUAACGCAGCUGAAUCUGCAGUGGAACAACCUCACAGCUCUAAAUAAAUGCUCUUUUGUCACUUUGUCCAAGCUGGAAAUUUUGAAACUACAGGGGAAUUUAAUAACCAAACUCGGGGGUGCAUUUACGAAAAACUUCCCCAGUUUAAAAAGCCUCUUGUUGAAUCACAAUAAACUCACUGCAAUUGGUAAACAUGACUUCAGGGGCUUGUAUUCACUUCAGAACCUGUCACUAUCAGAAAACCAGAUCCAAACUCUAGACAAGAGCUGCUUCAGUGGUCUCAAAAGUUUGACGUAUCUGCAGUUGCAAAUGAAUAAUCUCAGAAAGGAAUCAAUAGGCAACAACUGUUUGAGGAAAUUGGUGAAAUUAAGACGACUGGAUUUGUCAAGUAAUCAUAUAAAGUACCAAUCCAGUCGUUUGAAGGUACCACUAUUUAUGAACUUGUCCAAUUUAGAAACGCUGAUGUUUUCAGUGCAGCGGGCCAGGGGCAAAGGCCUGUUCCCUUCAAACCUCCUUCAGGGCCUGACGAACCUCAAAACUUUUACUUGCAAUACCAACUUCAUUGCAUCUUUGCCCUAUGACUCCUUCACGUACACGCCUCAUCUUACUUCCCUGGAUAUCAGUGCCAAUGAACUUCUAGAUAUUACACCUCAGCUGUUCGCUCCGUUACGAAAACUAAGGCAUCUUAGAAUAAAUAACAUUCACGCUCAUUCCCUGCACUUCCUGAUUGAUGCCAACCUUACAGAGUUACAUGAGCUUGAAGCGAAAAAAAACGCCUUUUCUGUCAUAAAUGAAGACAUUGUGCGAUCGUUGCCAAGUCUCUCAGUGCUGGGCCUGCAGUUUAACAGGUUCACGUGCGAUUGUGACAACUCCUGGUUUGUACAAUGGAUAAAAGACAACAACCAAACGGAAGUAGAAGAUGCAGACAAUUUGAGAUGCAACUACCCACCGCAAUCUAUGGGCAAAAAGCUUCUACACCUCAAUGUCCAGUCUUGUAUUUUGGAUGUGGGCUUCAUCUGUUUCAUUUCCACCGCUUGUACCAAUAUCCUAAUCCUUCUGGUUACCUUCAUCUACCAUUUUAGCAGAUUUCAGCUCAUCUACGCGUACUACAUCUUCUUGGCCUGGCUGUUUGACUCCAAGAACAGACAGAAGCGUGCAGAGAGUCAGUGCGAUGCUUUUAUCUCGUACAAUACCCACGAUGAAACCUGGGUUUACAGAGAACUGGUGCCUCGUCUUGAGAAGGAGCAAGGGUGGAGGCUCUGUCUGCACCAUCGCGACUUCCUCCCAGGAAAACCGAUUGUGGAAAACAUCGCCGAUGCCAUUUAUGGAAGCAGAAAAACCAUCUGUGUCAUCAGUCGACGGUAUCUGCAGAGCGAGUGGUGCUCCAAAGAGAUGCAACUGGCCAGUUUCCGUCUGUUCGAUGAGCGUGAGGACGUGUUGAUCCUGGUGUUUUUGGAGGACAUCCCCUCGUCUCACCUGUCUCCUUAUUACCGCAUGAAAAGGGUCCUGAAGAAGAGGACCUACCUGAGAUGGCCCCGCCCCUCCGAGCAGCAGCCUCUGUUCUGGGAGAAACUACGGCAAGCCCUGAGGUCCAUAAGUACAGCGGAGGAAGACAGGCUGCUCCUCACUGUCGCUCAAUCGUCCUGA